Cladocopium goreaui is the source of this 3294-nucleotide messenger RNA. NCBI's taxonomy places the organism in Eukaryota, Dinophyceae, Suessiales, Symbiodiniaceae. The record is from the annotation of a GenBank genome assembly.
AUGUCAUAUGUUGACAGUCAGAGCGUUUUCAAAGCAAGAUGCGAUGAGAUAAAGAUCACAGCGGCAACGUACGACGAGCUGCAAAGAAAGGGUUGGUCAACCUUUGGAAGUUACGCCUUUUCAGUGACGACCAAUCCUGGCCAGUUAACAGAUGAUGACUUCGAUACAAAAGUUGCAGUGCCUAUCCUGGGCAGUUCAAAUGCUCCGGAGGCGGCGUUGCUACGCCGUUUGCUCUUCGAAUCAUACACCCUGACUGCAACUGAGCUGAAGCGCAAAGCAGACAAUACAGAGAGCGACGCGCCGAAGAAGCUCCCCAUACAGGAGAUAGCGGCUAGGUUCACGGCAAUUGAGAAGAAGCUUCAGCCCCUGAAAAUUGAGAGUGUGAUGAAUGCUAUGAGAAGACGUGGGAUCGCAUACGAGCUGGCAAACCUCAUGAGUUUUGAGAAACGUGAGUUGAUAGUCAACAUGUUGUUCGCAGAGUUGCAAAGGGAGCCAAUGGAUGGUUUCAGGAAGCUCUCCAUGGCCCAACUUGCGGCUGCAGACCGAGAGAUUCACCUGAAGUUGUCUGAAAAGACACGAGCGGGUCUACCGCUUGGGCCGGCUGGUGAACUACCCCUUGACGUCCAUGUUCAAGCUGUCUUGGAGAUGCCAGCCAUCAUGUGGCUCCUGAUGCAGAAACCAAAGACCAACGCAGCGGUGGACAAAACACCGGCUCCUAGCAACCCUCAGCCGAAGCCAAAGAACAAGCCAUGGUCACCACCGAAAAGUGGCAAGUUUGACAAGAAGAACCGCCGCUUGUCGAAGACACCAAUGCCAGCUCAGCUACGAGGAGGCACUCCGGUGGAUUCAGAUGGAAAGUCGAUUUGCUAUGGUUACAACCUCGGAUCUUGCCACGACAAGCAGUGCAAACGUGGCCGACAUGUGUGCUGCCGUCCAGGCUGUCAGACGAGGGUUGAAACAAGCGAGGCCGAAAAGCCGGCUUCUGUCCCCACUUCUGCGAAGGCAGUACCGGGGAUUUUUCCUUCAGUGGAUAUCAUCCAGGAUGAACCUGUGUCCAACGUUGAGGUCGAGGGACUUGCAACGCCUUUUACACGUCAGCGAAUGUCAGCUGACACAAGUUUUGGGGGUGAGCCCCCGCUUGCAUGCAAGGGUCCAGCAGUUGAGGGCGCGAAGGCGCCGCCUUUUCUUUUGGAGCUUUUCUGUGGAACUGCAAGAGUUUGCGCUCAGUUUCGUACGCAAGGUGGAAGAGCCUUGGGUGUGGACCAUCACCUGAAGAGGGCCAAACUGAAAGCAGCGGCCGUUCAACUGGACCUAACCCAGCAGUGGGUACAGGAUCUCAUUGUGAAAGAGAUCACACUUGGCCGCAUCUCAGGCAUACACCUAGGACCACCUUGUGGCACAGCGUCCAAGGCCAGGAACAUCCCAAUAAAGAGGAAACUUGUGAAGAAGGGAGCUCCAAACCCUCAGCCUUUGAGGAGCUCUGCAUACCCAUUGGGCUUUCCGUGGCUGAAAGGGCUGAACAAAGUGAAAGUGCAGGCUGCCAACUGCCUGUACGAAUUUUCAGCCAACCUUGUGCUGCUGUGCGAGAAACAUGAUGUCUUGUUUACGGUGGAGAACCCUGAGAACUCCCUGAUGUGGGAAACUCCAUUUUUCAAACCUCUUUUGCAGCGUUUUUAUUUCCAUGUCAUUGAUGCCUGUGAAUACGGAUCCGAGCAUAAGAAAUCCACUGCAUUCCUUGCCAACUUCGAUGCCCCUAGGCUCAAACAACGUUGUUCUGGUGAUCACAGUCAUGCUGCCUGGAAGGUCAGGCAACUUGAAUCAGGUGACUGGGCCUUUGAUACGGCCAAAGCAGCCGAAUAUCCCAGCAAAUUAGCACAUGAGCUAGCGGCAUCUUUUCUGGAAGAACUGGCAAAGCGUGGAGACAUCCAUUUGCAGGAUGAACUAGUUGACCAUGCAGUGAAAAUUUCGGCUGAAUCACAGCCAAGACGUACCAAGGGGCCACUCCUCCUUUCUGAGUUCAAGUCGAAAGUGGCCAUUGAAUGUGUAGAAGAUGACAACCCGCCACUUUCCAUUCCAGAGGAUGCAAAACCACCGUGGCAGGGAAUUCCUGUUGGUGCGAAGAGACUAGACCUGCAGCCGGUUAUUGAUGAGAAAGGGGGUAGUGGUCGUCUGAAGGCAAUUUACGGGGUAUAUUUCUCCCCUCAGGAAUUUGUGCAGCGUGUGCAACAACUGACACAUCCAUUUGAUGUGCCGCUCCCAUUGGAUGAGUCAAACAUGGAAUCUAUUGCUUUCAUUUUGGAAAGAGGUCCUGCUGGAGUAGCAAAGCACAGAGCUGACAUGCUGCAGCAUUACAUUGGGCGUGCAAGAGCACUACAACAAGACGAGGCAAGGUUGCACGAGACGCUGAACGAGUCAAUCCAACCGGUGAUGGCGACCAAGUGGUGUUUCUUCUGGGCCUAUAGCAGCAGAGUGGCGUACGACGAAGUCCAGGGACUUGGUCGGGCGAUGCUUGGAUCUGAAGCAUGCCUACAAGCAAUUGGUGCGGAAUCCUGUGACGCUUGGGCGUCGAUCCUUGCUGUAGCGAAUCCAGCGGACAACAAUGUCUACUACUUCGAAGCCAUAGCCCUUCCCUUUGGAUCUGUUUCUUCAGUCAUUGGUUUUAACCGUGCUGCAAGAGCGUUGCGUAUGAUUCUGACACGUUUGUUCAAGCUUGUGGUUACAAACUUCUUCGAUGAUUUCUGCCAGAUUGAGCUUGCGCCUCUAUCCGAUGGAGCUUGGAAGACUGCGGAGUUGGUGCUCAGUCUUCUUGGAUGGAGAAUCUCCAUGGGAGAUGACAAACGAAAGGCUUUCUCGAAAAGGUUCGAGAUAUUGGGAGCUAUUGUGACCUUUCCUCCACCAGAGUGCAACCAUAGAAGUUACGAACAAGGGCACACAUACGGCAGAACGACGCAACUGGCCUGUCAACUUCUUCACAAAUUUGGAGGGCAAGGACCGUCAGUUACAGUGACACCGGAGUUGGUCCACGUUGUCUCAGAAGCUCUGUCGUUGCUGAUGGAAGCCAAACCAAGACUGGUGCAAUCCUGGUCUGAAGCACCGCCCUUGUUGCUAUUCACCGAUGGUGCAGUAGAAGACUCGCUGCAAUCUGUCACCCAUGGCGCUGUGCUUGUGGAACUGGUACAGCAGAGUGCCAUCAAAAAGCAAUCCAUCAGACAGUCAGUUCCUGACUACUCAAUGGCUUUGAAAGCCCUGGAGAACUCUUGGAAGCUGGUUGAGUUGAUUGAAAGGGGGAGUUAA